Clupea harengus (Atlantic herring) is the source of this 2918-nucleotide messenger RNA. RefSeq names its product mucin-5AC-like. NCBI's taxonomy places the organism in Eukaryota, Metazoa, Chordata, Actinopteri, Clupeiformes, Clupeidae. The transcript has a single exon. The record is from RefSeq and is a predicted model, not a curated record. Bases 214 to 2751 code for a protein of 845 amino acids.
GAAUGUUUAUCUAAAAAAAAAAAUUAAAAAAAAUUCGCGUUAAUCUCGCGAUAAAAAAAUUAACGGCGUUAAAAUGGGUUUGCGUUAACGCCGUUAAUAACGCAUUAAACUGACAGCACUAAUAAAUAUCCAUUAAAACUGAUAUGUAAGGGAAACUAAACUAUAAUGUAAAUGUAGUGCACUGUGACACAGACUACGUACAAUUUUUCUUACAUGUUUUUAAAUGUUUCUCUUUAUUUCUCUCCACAGAAAGAACAAACUUUAACACUGAUUUAUUUGGACCUAACUGGAAAGCUUAAAAAAAUCAAAGUCUCUUGUACCAAGAAACAUCGGCCUCGUUUACCCAGAUCCAUCUCUGUACCAUACAUACCAACAGAUUCAUCCACAGACACAACUGGCUCCUCCUCCAAUACAGACACAGAUUCAUCCACAGACACAACUGACUCCUCCUCCAAUACAGAUACAACAGAUUCAUCCACAGACACAACUGACUCCUCCUCCAAUACAGACACAACAGAUUCAUCCACAGACACAACUGACUCCUCCUCCAAUACAGACACAACAGAUUCAUUCACAGACACAACUGACUCCUCCUCCAAUACAGACACAACUGACUCUGAAACUACAACUACAACUACAGCUACAACUAUUAAAUCUCCUCCUGCCACAACCACGUUAGCUGUUACUACAACAGAAGUGACUACCACACCUAUACUUACAACAUCUGCUACAACAUCAAGCCCAACCACUACAGUAGCUGCUACGACUACAGAUAUGCCUACAACAACAUUAGCUGCUACAACAACAUUAGCUGCUACAACAACAUUAGCUGACACAACAACAUUAGCUGACACAACAACAUCUGUUCCUACUACAACAUCUGUUCCUACUACAACAUUAGCUGACACAACAACAUCAGGAAUUACUACCACAUCAGUCCCUACAACAUAUACUACAACAUCCAUCCCUACCACUACAUUAGCUGAUACUACAACAUCAGAAGUCACAACUAAAUUGUUCCCUACAACAUCUGCAACAACAUCUGGCCAAACCACUACAUUAGCUGAUACUACAACAUCCGAAAUUACUACUACAUCAGUCCCUAUAACAUCUGCCACAUCAUCCAUCCCUACCACAACAUUAGCAGAUACUACAACAUCAGAAGUUACAACUACAGCAGUCCCUAUAACAUCUGCUAUAACAUCCAUCCCUACCACAACAUUUGCUGAUACGACAACAUCAGAAGUUACAACUAAAUCAGUCUAUACGACUUCUGCAACAACAUCCUUCCCUUACACAACAUUAACUGAUACUACAACAUCAGGAAUUGCUACCACAUCAGUCUCUAUAACAUCUGUUCCAACAUCAAUCCCAACCACAACAGUAGCUGCUACGACUACAGAUAUGCCUACAACAACAUUAGCUGCUACAACUACAUUAACUGAUACUACAACAUUAGCUGCUACAACUACAUCUGUUCCUACUACAACAUUAGCUGCUUCUACAACAUCCAUCCCAACCACAACAUUAGCUGACACAACAACAUCAGAAGUUACUACCACAUCAGACCCUAAAACAUCUGCAACAACAUCCAUCGCAACCACAACAUUAGCAGUUACUACAACAUUAGGAAUUACUACCACAUCAGUCCCUAUAACAUCUGUUCCAACAUCAAGCCCAACCACUACAGUAGCUGCUACGGCUACAGAUAUGCCUACAACAACAUUAGCUGCUACAACUACAUUAGCUGAUACUACAACAUUAGCUGACACAACAACAUCUGUUCCUACUACUACAUUAGCUGCUACCACAACAUCCAUCCUUACCACAACAUUAGCUGACACAACAACAUUUGUUCCUACUACAACAUCUAUUUCUACUACAACAUUAGCUGACACAACAACAUCAGAAGUUACUACCACAUCAGACCCUAAAACAUAUGCUACAACAUCCAUCCCUACCACAACAUUAGCAGUUACUACAACAUUAGGAAUUACUACCACAUCAGUCCCUAUAACAUCUGUUCCAACAUCAAGCCCAACCACUACAGUAGCUGCUACGACUACAGAUAUGCCUACAACAACAUUAGCUGCUACAACUACAUUAGCUGACACAUUAACAUCUGUUCCUACUACAACAUUAGCUGCUUCUACAACAUCUGUUCCUACUACAACAUUAGCUGACACAACAACAUCGGAAGUUACAACUACAUCAGUCCCUACAACAUCUGCUAUAACAUCCAUCCCUACCACAACAUUAGCUGAUACCUCAACAUCAGAAGUCACAACUAAAUUGUUCCCUACAACAUCUGCAACAACAUCCAUCCCUACCACAACAUUAGCAGAUACUACAACAUCAGAAGUUACUACCACAUCAGACCCUACAACAUCCAUCCCUACCACAACAUUAGCAGAUACUACAACAUCAGGAAUUACUACCACAUCAGUCCCUAUAACAUCUGUUCCAACAUCAAUCCCUAUCACUACAGUAGCUGCUACGACUACAGAUAUGCCUACAACAACAUUAGCUGCUACAACUACAUUAGCUGAUACUACAACAUUAGCUGACACAACAACAUCUGUUCCUACUACUACAUUAGCUGACACAACAACAUCUAUUUCUACUAUUACAUUAGCUGCUACAACUACUGUAGGAGUCAUUUCUAUCCACCUUUUAGUUAGCUUUAUUUUAGUGUUACUUAUUUUAGCCAUUUGGGGGAGUAUUGCACUGGGUGUGGCACGUCACGGGUAAUUGGGUAUAUCUACAGGAGUGAUUACUCAAUUAGGGAAAGGUGUGGAUGGCGGGGAACACACGGUUCUUACCGUAGCCGUGAAACCCACUUCACCGACAGCAUCUUGUUAAUAAGCAAACAGCACUGGGUGAAAGGACCAAUUUUAUGUACAAAUGUAUACCUUUAU